AUGACGGGGUUGAAGCAAGCACUGCGAGCAGCCUUCCAAUCUCUCCUCCGAGGGCGGUCUUUUCUGCAGGCCCUGUUCGCAUUUUGGAUUAGUCCGGCCAAUCUCAAAGAGCAAAGCGUAAAGACGGAGUUGUCACGGCGAACUGUCGAAGAUUUCUUGAGAGAGGCGAGGCAGAGGUUGCUGGGCCCGAUCGAGGGCGACAGGCUGCAAUGUCUCUCAAAAGAUCUCAAGCUUCAGUUCCGUGGUCGUCUGCAGCAUCACGCCGAAUCUAUGCUCCCCUCAUUCAAUCACCUGCUGCCGAGCGGAACGGAAAGGGGUCACUAUCUCGCGCUUGAUGUGGGUGGCUCGACCCUGCGGGUGGCUUUGGUCGCAUUGAGGGGACGUGAGGCGUCCGGAAAAGAGAGCGAAAUUAUUCGAAUGCAAUGUUUCAAAAUUACCCCGGAAAUAAAGAAUUUGGAGGGGAUGAACUUCUUCGCCUGGAUGGCUAAGCGCAUCUGCGAGGUCGUGAAGGAGGAUACCAGCAGCAGCAGCUCUGGCGAGCCGAUCCCCAUGGGAUUAGCCUGGAGCUUUCCGGUAGAGCAAACAUCUCUAGGAGGGGGUUUGCUGCUGGGAAUGGGCAAAGGCUUUCUAGCUACCGUUGGCCUACUCGGUCAAGAUCUUGGCAAAAUCCUACAAUCCGCGUGUAAACAGCAAGGGCUCAACGUGGAGCUCGCUGCCAUCGUAAAUGAUGGCUCAGCAACUCUGCUAUCGCAGGCAUACGUGCAUGAACAGACACGCUUUGGUCUCAUAUUAGGCACCGGCGUUAAUAUCGCUGUGCAUCUGCCGGUAUCUGCAUUCCAUCGCUCAAAAUUUGGCAACCGACCGGACAGUUGGUUCGAGUCGGCCAGUCAUGUCAUCGUUAAUACAGAGUUAGGCAUGUAUGGCCAUGGGGUCUUACCGAUCACUCGCUGGGACGAGUCGCUCAAUGCUUCCCACCCACGGCCCGAAUUUCAACCUCUUGAGCAUCUCCUAAGUGGCUACUAUCUUGGAGAAAUUGUGAGGCUAGCGUUGGUCGAAGCUGUCGAAAGCGCCGGGCUAUUGGGUGGUGUUAUUCCGCCUUCGCUGGAACAGCCAUAUUCUCUAGACACAGAAACAUUGUCAAGGAUAGAAUCUGAUCCCUCUAGUGACUUUCCAUCAGCACUCCCCUACUUUGCGGCAACGCAUCCAUCGGACGUGCCGCCAACAGCCGCAGAUCUCUCCGCGAUCCGCGAGCUGUCGGGCUACACCCUCCGGCGCUCGUCUGCGCUCCUGGCCGCCAGUGUCUUCGGGCUAUGGGAGCUACGACACGAGACCGAGGCCGAAUACCUCAGCUCGCAGCCGCCCUCCCCGCUGGCAUCGCCCGUGGCCCCUCGCAAGGCGUCCUUCGUCGCCGAUGCCAAGGCGGAGACCGCGCUGCCGCAGACAAAGGUAGCGUACAACGGCUCCGUGAUCGAGCGGUACCCGGGAUAUCGCGAGAACUGCCAGGACUAUAUCAACGCACUCGUGUCGGAAAGCGAGCACUCGGGGCAGAUCGAGCUCGUGCCUGCCCUCGAAAGUUCCAUACUAGGCGCGGCUGUGGCGCUCGCUUGCGUCAGGGAGCAGAAGCAGGACGUCCUUUCAGCGUAA
This is a messenger RNA of Truncatella angustata, 1644 nucleotides long. Its product is annotated as hexokinase-like protein. Gene Ontology annotation, cellular component: cytosol; mitochondrion. NCBI's taxonomy places the organism in Eukaryota, Fungi, Ascomycota, Sordariomycetes, Amphisphaeriales, Sporocadaceae. Gene Ontology annotation, molecular function: ATP binding; mannokinase activity; D-glucose binding. Gene Ontology annotation, biological process: intracellular glucose homeostasis; glucose 6-phosphate metabolic process; glycolytic process. Bases 1 to 1644 code for a protein of 547 amino acids. The record is from RefSeq and is a predicted model, not a curated record. The transcript is spliced from 3 exons.